UCGAUCCUUUUACCCGCUAAUCUCGUCCCGCAGAUGACAGCCACCCUUAUCACAGACUACAACACACACCGGUCUGCAACAGCCCAAGCGGCGUCUAACCUUAUCCGCUGCGUGGGCGCGGGAGCAGACACAGCGUCGUUCGAACCCCUCAUCCGCGCGAUCGGUUCUGGUUGGGCGUUCGCGAUCUACGCCAUCCUGGUCCUGCUCCAGGUGCCGUUGAUCUGGGAAUUGAAGAGGAACGGCAUGGCCUGGAGGAGCAGGAAUAAGUGA
Messenger RNA from Fusarium oxysporum Fo47, 270 nucleotides. RefSeq lists its product as uncharacterized. The annotation marks the transcript as partial. The transcript has a single exon. Lineage: Eukaryota; Fungi; Ascomycota; Sordariomycetes; Hypocreales; Nectriaceae. The record is from RefSeq and is a predicted model, not a curated record.